Penicillium argentinense is the source of this 2208-nucleotide messenger RNA. Its product is annotated as putative C6 transcription factor. The transcript has 6 exons. Gene Ontology annotation, biological process: DNA-templated transcription; positive regulation of transcription from RNA polymerase II promoter by galactose. Bases 1 to 2208 code for a protein of 735 amino acids. Gene Ontology annotation, cellular component: nucleus. The record is from RefSeq and is a predicted model, not a curated record. Gene Ontology annotation, molecular function: RNA polymerase II cis-regulatory region sequence-specific DNA binding; zinc ion binding; DNA-binding transcription factor activity, RNA polymerase II-specific. NCBI's taxonomy places the organism in Eukaryota, Fungi, Ascomycota, Eurotiomycetes, Eurotiales, Aspergillaceae.
AUGACAGACCCCGAAACACCUGCGCCCUCUAAACGCCGCCGGAUCGCGGUCGCCUGCGACGCCUGUCGAACGCGCAAAUCCCGGUGCGACGGGACUCGGCCGCGGUGCUCGCUGUGCCGGGAUCUAGGGUUCGAGUGUGUCUACUCGGCGCCCACGACUGCCACCAAUAUUAUUGUGCAGAAGGAUUAUUUGGCUGCUAUUGAGGAAAGGGUGAAGAGGCUUGAGGGGGUAGUUGAUGUGGUGAAGGGGAAUGUUGAGGGAUUGUGGGGGAGGGUUGAUGGGACGAAUGCUUUGAAUAGGGAAGAGGAUGGGGAUGGGAAGGGGAUGUGUGAAGAGCACUGCGAGGGUUUGCAGGUGCAGGGAAACGUGCCUGAUUUAAUUGGGACGGAGGACUCGGUUGAUGCUAUGGGCGCGGUUACGUUUGCUGAUGAGCGGGAUUCGGGGUUUUUUGGACCUUCGUCGAAUAUCGCAUUCUUGAGACACCUCUCCCGAGCAGUCGUUCAAAACGGUUACCUCCUCUCACCCGGCGCAGCAGAGGGAGGAUUCGUGAGUGCUUCACGGCCUCCAUCACCGCGGCGAUUGGGGGAUAAAACGUCUCACAAUAUAUUUGCAUUACCGCCUCAAAGCGAGACGCUGGCGUUGAUAGAGCGGUAUUUCUCGAAUACGGGCCUGUUAUUUCCGUAUAUAUACCCGCCCGUCUUCCUGGAGACGUAUCACCAGAUGGCCAAGGAGAAUUUUGCUAAGGUGAGGAGGACGUGGCUUGGCCUCUUGAAUAUGGUGCUCGCUAUGUCGACUAUGACUGCUGUUCCUGGUGGUGCGAAGGCUGAUGAGAGAAUUGAGGAGUCGGAGGUUUAUUUUCAGCGCGGGCUUGGGCUUUGUGGUAGGGAGAUCUUGAGGGGGACGACGUUGGAGGUUGUUCAGUUUCUGCUUUUAAUGGGACAGUAUCUGCAGGGUACGCAGAAGUCUGUGCAAGCGUGGACGGUGCAUGGGUUGGCUGUUAAAGCAGCCCUGCAGCUCGGUCUUCAUUCGACGAAUGCCUCGAGGGCAUUCUCUGCUCUUGAACAAGAAAUGAGGAAGCGUACUUGGUAUGGGUGUGUGGUGUUGGACAGAACACUGAGCAUGACAUUCGGAAGACCAGCCGCUAUACCAGAUAACUACGUCAAGCUGGAACUACCCGCAAAGCGCGACUUCGAAAAGUCAUCCGCCUUCGUGGACGACGAGACAUCACACCUCAGCGUGGCAUUUUUCAACUCGACAAUAACCCUUUACAAACAACUCUGGAAUACCAUCGACCUCCUCUACGGCCAAAACAUAGGCUGCGACUUACCCCUCCCAAUAACAGAAACAGUCUCCCACAUUUUCAGCAUGGAACAAAACCUCUUUUCCUGGGAAAGAUCACUAGACCGAAACCUCCAGCUCAUCUCCACGCCCAAAUUGGUCCAAAUGCCGCGCGAGAUAGAAUCAACGAGCUUCGCGUACUUCUCCUGGAAAUUCCGCGUUAUAUUAACACUGCGAUAUCUCAAUCUCCGGGUGUUAAUUCAUAGACCCGUGCUGGUGAAGUUCAUUGCAGCGAGCAGAUCCCCCGACCUAGAGUCACCUGACCUGAAGCUACUGCAGCAGAUGGGUAUGAAUAGUAUGCAGAUUUGUACCGAAUCUGCGAUGGAGAUUAUUGGAAUUGUGCAUCGGGUCGUUUCGGAGCCUGGCUGGAAACAGAGUCUUUUGGGGGCUUGGUGGUUUUCGCUUUACUAUAGUAUGUACCUAUGUAUCUCCACAGUGAUUGUCCAGCUAACCAUUCGACGUCGAAACAGCAUUCAAUGCCGCACUGGUAAUAAUAGCCGCCAUCUGGACCUACCGCGACGAAACCAUAAAGAAAUCCCCCCGAUCAACCAGGCAAAGAAAGCACAAACAUACCCCGGUCUCGCAGCCGAGGCCCUGGCCAGACUGGAUGAUGGGAAUAGGUUGAUUGAUCGAUGCAGGUACUACCUGGAACAAUUUAAUACUAUCCUGGUUGACCCCGAAAAUGAUGUUAAUGGCUCGGUCCCUGCUUUCUCAUCUCUCGCGGGUACGCGCGGUACGUUGCAUUCUGGGGAUUUUGGUCUUUCGCCGUUUGGGAUGGACUUGGGGGAGUUUAUGAUGGAUGAUGCCCUUUUGGCUAUGAUUGAUCGGCAGGGAGUUUUGGGAGAUGAUGGGGAGGGGUUCCAUGACUGA